AUGGCCCUUCCAGCCCCCGCCCCUUACCUUUCCCAUCCUGGGAGGCGCCCCCGCCUUUCGCGCUCCUUCCGCCAUGGUCGCUCUCCCCGCAACUUCCGCCGUCCGCUCUUCCCCUCCGCCAAUGCGUUUCUGCUGCUCCCCCUUGUCGCGCUCCUCCUCUCCCCCGCGCCGUUCUCCCCCGCGCCGUCCUCCCCCGCGCCAUCAUCAUCCUGCGCGCCGUUUUUCCGCGCGCCUUCGCACUUCGCGCCUUUGCUCUUCCCUGGAGGCGUGGCUUCCGCGCGCGCUACGCCCAUGAGCGUACUGGACGUGUUCCGCCCGUCGUGCCCGCUUCCGCCCAUGAGCGGACCCUCCGGUGGUUGGAGUAAAUGGAGCGAUGUGACUGUAUGGGGGGCGGCUUUCAGGGGCAGCAAGGACCCCCCUGGGGUUGGGUCAAGAGCAGGAGUCAAUGUGACUGUACCCUGUGGCAUGGCUGUGCUGCUGGACGUCGCUAAUGUGACCUUGGACACUCUACACGUGCACGGAUGGCUCAAGCUCCUAGACGACAAGCCACGCCUGCCGCGCAUCGAGGUCCGAGCCAACAUCAUUAUAGUCACGGGGCGGCUGACCGUGGGGGAAAAGGACAAGCAGUUUGGCGCCCAGGCACUGUUCACGCUCACGCCCAACAGCGGGAGGCAGAGGAGGGAGUAUGGCUUCACGCUCUUCCCUCCGGCCGAACCCGCCUUUCCCAGACCUCUGGGCCAUAAAGUGUUUGCCGUGGUCGGAGGGCAGGUGGACUUGCAUGGCCUCCCAGGCCCGUCCGUCGUCCAUGCCAGUGUGGGUGCACAGCUCAGGGCAUUCCCAUCCCAUUCUCCACCCUUCGCCUUCACCUCUCUUCUCCUCUUAUCCCCACCAAGGUCGGAGGGCAAGUGGACUUGCACGGCCUCCCAGGCCCGUCCGUCGUCCAUGCCAGUGUUUGUGCAUAUCAUUAGAACCACACCCGUACUUUUCCCCUACCUUGUCUUUUACUCCUUUUACCCUGUCUUUCCCCCUACAUUUCCCCUCUCCCCGUUCUCUCCUCCCCCACCAAAGGUCGGAGGGCAGGUGGACUUGCACGGCCUACCAGGCCCGCCGUCCAUGCCGGUGUGGGUGCGCUUGAAUAACACGGCGCUCGCCGGCCAGACGGAGAUCGUGGUGGACGCUGACGUCAGCACGUGGCCGGUGGGCGGCGAGAUUGCGAUUGCGUCUACGAGUGUGAAAAUGGAUGAAGCCGAAAAGGCAGUGAUUGCAGGAGGUGUGUAUGUAUGGGUGGAAUGCGGCUCGGUUUGGCCGUGCCGGACGGGUUUCAUGCCUCUCCUCCCUCCCACCUUCCCCCUCCACCCCCCAGUCACACCCCACCCUCAGGGCUACCGCAUAUCCCUCACAGCUCCCCUCAAGUAUUCCCAUGACGGCAAUCCCAAGGCCGUGCCGGAUAGCUUUCAUGCCCCUCUGCCUAAUCAUCCUUCCCUUUUCUCCCCCCUCCACCCCCCAGUCACACCCCACCCUCAGGGCUAUCGCAUAUCCCUCACAGCCCCCUUAAAGUAUUCCCAUGACGGCAAUCCCAAGGCCGUCCCUGAUGGGUUUGGAGGGGCGGUGGAGGUGAGGGGGGAGGUGGGGCUGCUGCAUCGCAACGUUGUUAUUUACGGGAUGCACGAACCUGGAAAAUACGAGCUGGAAGAGGGGGUACAGUUCGCCUACAUGGGACAGCAGGGCGUGUUGGGAAGAUACCCGCUGCACUUCCACGUGUGUGGGGAGGCGAAUCAGAGCCACGUCGUGCGGAAGAAUGCGAUUGUCUAUAGCAAGCAGCGCUGUGUGGUGAUUCACGCAACGAGCAACAUGACGAUUGAAGACACGGUGACGUAUGAGAGCAAGGGGCACUGCUUUCUCGUGGAGGAGGGUUCUGAAAACAACGUCGUGUUUAAGAGAAACCUUGGGAUCAGCGUCAGAAAAGUGAAGGUGGUCAUCCCCUCUAAAGAGUCGUACGAUAAGCACACGGACGACAAGCCAAGCACAUUCUGGAUGGCCAACCCCAACAACGAGUACAUUGAUAACGUGGCUGCCGGGUCAGAAGAUACGGGGUACUGGACAGAGCUUAAAGAGGGGAUGAGGGGUCUGUCCCAGCUCCUACCCAACGCCCGCAACAUGCAUCCCAUAGAAACCAAGUUCGGCACUUACUCGGGGAAUGUGGCGCAUUCAGCCAAGUUUGGGUUCCGCUCCUACCCCCACGGCAUGUUCCCCUACGCACCUGGUGCCAGGACCAAGUUCGGCGUGUACUCGGGGAAUGUGGGACAUCUAGCCAAGUUUGGGUUCCACUCCUGCCCCCACGGCAUUUUCCCUUAUACUCUUGGUGCUAGGAUAUCCCCUCGAGACUUGCUGGAGCCAAAUAAGAUCACCAAGUCAUGGUUCUCGUCCUUUGGUACAUGCAGGGCAGCCAGCCCCGCUAUAAUGCUCACCACUAAUCCGUAUGGUGGAUUCUGGACGCCCUCCACUGCUGUAGAGGGCCUUCGCUUUGCCAAUGACACCAACAGGCUCUGGGCCUCACCCAACCCGACAUCUGGCUACAUUCGGUCUGGUGCGCAGCUCGCCAACUUCUAUGCCCUCUGGGACCUCGAUGGAUCCUUGCUAGGAAACAGCACCACCACCACCACCACCACCACCAUCACCAGCAGCAGCAGCAGCAGCAUAAGCAGUUCCUCUAGACCCGCAUCAACUCCCGCCGGUUUUGGCUUCGCAAUAGCUCCCUUCGACCCUAUUCUCCCGCCUCUCUCCCUCCGCUCCUCCCCCUCCUUCGCCUGCUCCUACCAACCCUCUUGGUCCGCCCAUACCUGCACCGGACCUGCCGCCUGCUUCCGAUCCUUCGCUCUUUUCUACAACGAAUCAGUCACUAAAGACCAGACAGCAAAUCUAGGAAAAGACAAGCGCCGCCCCUACAGCUACGUUACGUUCACGCGGUUACAGGAUAACGCGACGUUUGUCUCGGUGGGAUCGGAUAACGAUUACGAUAACGAUUUUCCCAAGCGGUACGGCGCGUCUCGGCCGCUUCUGCGGCAGGUCACUGCGACGCUAUUGGCCGGAUUCUCGUACCGGGUGACGAUCCAACGGUCGGAAAUAGGCCCUGCAUUCUUCUACCCGUCAUCCGUGCAGCUGCUGAUGCUGGAUGUGGGGGGGUGCACGGGAGGGUUGACUGUAAUCAUGGAUACUCCACCAAACUCCCCGGAUAAGCAAUGGACUGUGGUGUCUAAUAACCCUGAAGCCCCUUGCCCUGGAUCCCCAGUUGACCCGUCGAUAGCUUAUCGACGUUCCGCAUGCAUCAACGGGAAGCCAAUGCUGGCCUUUGACAUCGGCAGCACAGCAAUUCGCUCUAUAGCGAUGAUAGAACUCACUAAGAGCACCAGCGGCAGUGCAACUUGCACCACUGCGAGGUGCUUCAUGAGUCCGAGAAGAUUUGAAGGAUUAUAUUGA
Closterium sp. Yama58-4 is the source of this 3477-nucleotide messenger RNA. NCBI's taxonomy places the organism in Eukaryota, Viridiplantae, Streptophyta, Zygnematophyceae, Desmidiales, Closteriaceae. The record is from the annotation of a GenBank genome assembly.